UCAAGCCACCUGUCCCUUGGUCGUAAGACCCAGAAAUCUGUUCACUGUUGAUCCCACCAGGAUUAUAGGAUGAAGUAGCCUUAAGAUGUUUGACUGAUAACUUCACAUGCUGUCUUGUCCUCUGCCCUCACGGGAGACUCUCUCAUUAAGCUAAUCUCCGUCGCAUAGACGGUCCAAGGGGGCGCCACUGCCUCAUACAAUUACUCUGUGUGUGGCCACAUACAACCGUCAAAAUUUCGUCCUUCACAAAUUUCCGGGAGAAUUUCUCCACUGGAAUGAACUUCCUGCGCCGCAGGUUUAGCUCAGGCGACCUUCAAGGGGAGCUACGAGAUAGGGAUGACCCCACAGCCGCCAUAUUGAAUCUAAAAAAGGGGCCGUCUCCAAGCGCCCCAAGUUCUCCUUCCAAGAGCAGCUCAGCAACUGGAAUAACCCGGGGCCUCUUCUCGUCUACCAAGCCUUCAUACAACAAAGACAGAUGCAAAAUUUUACUAGUUGUUGAUGAUCAACACACAGACUGGCUAAAAUAUUUCAGGGGAAGAAAAAUAUUUGGUGACUGGGAUAUACGAGUAGAACAGGCUGAAUUUUCAGAAAUUAAUUUAGCAGCAUACACAGAUAGUGGCACAGUGGUAGAUAUUCAAGUAACCAGAAAUGGAACAAAAGUGGUUAGGUCAUUUAAACCUGAUUUCCUGUUGAUCAGGCAACAUGUUAAAGAUGCUGGCGAGGACUGGAGAAAUCUUCUGCUGGGCUUUCACUAUGGUGGGGUGCCCAGUAUAAACUCUCUCCAGUCAGCCUACAACUUCCUAGAUAAACCCUGGGUGUUUUCCCACCUAAUCCAGAUCCAACGAAAAGUUGGUAAGGACAAUUUUCCACUAAUAGAACAAGCAUACUACCCCAACCAUAAGGAAAUGUUGGUGACACCAAAAUUCCCAGUUGUGGUAAAAAUAGGACAUGCUCAUUCUGGACUAGGAAAGGUGAAAGUGGACACGCACCAUGGCUUCCAAGACAUUGCCAGUGUAGUAGCCGUCACUCGGACCUAUGCAACAACAGAGCAGUUCAUUGAUGGCAAAUAUGACAUUCACGUGCAGAAAAUUGGAAAUAACUACAAGGCAUUCCUUCGUAAAUCCAUUUCUGGCAAUUGGAAAGCCAACACUGGAUCAGCAAUGCUUGAACAGAUAGCCAUGAAUGAAAAAUUCAAACUUUGGGUGGAUGAAUGUAGCCAGGUAUUUGGAGGCCUGGACAUUGUGGCAGUGGAAGCUAUCCAAGGCAAAGAUGGCAAAGAGUACAUCAUUGAGGUGAAUGAUUCCUCCAUGACAUUAUUGGGAGAGACACAGGAGGAAGACCGGCGCCAAAUGGCUGAUCUUGUUAUUACCAGAAUGCAGCAGUACUGUAAACCAACAGCUUCCAUGAGCAAAGCUACCAGUGCUGGGGCACUAGCUCACUAUUGCAUGAAUGGCACACCAGAUCCUAACACUCAGAAGCCACCUGGAGGAAACCAGCAAAACCAGCAAGCAGCAGCCCAAGCCAUGCAUCAGCGCCAGCUGCAACAGCAACAGGCAAUGCAGCAAGCAGUUGCAUCUGGUCAGAUGCCAAUGCCAAUCCCCAAUGUCAGAGGAGAGGAUGAAGAGGAUACCAUGAAAAACCUCCGCAAGACAUUCGCUGGAAUCUUUGGCGACAUGUAACCCCAGUGACAGGAGUAAUUACAUUGCAUUGAGAGAAUGAUUGUCUCCUGCUGUACAUGUGUGUGUUAGUAAAGAUCCUGUAUGUAAGCCCCCCAGCCCUGAUUCCGCUGACAUCAUCCAUAAUGUGUCAAAACCACAUGUAGAAAUGUAGGUGUAUGUACUGCAUAGAAAUUUAUGCUCAAAAACAUAAAGGAACAAAUUGUUGUCAUUUGUAACAUUUGUAUCUUUAUAAAAACAAAUUUAGCAGACUCCACAGAGUACACUGAUAUUAUGGGAAAUCUUUAUAGAGCUUGCGCAUUGUCAAUAGUUCAAGGUCAGUCAUAGAUAUAUGUAUAUAUAUUACAUUUGUCUCAUCUGUAAUACAUUAAACCAUUUUGUGAAUAACAUCUUAGAAAUCUCAUCAUAUGCAUGUAGGUUAUUCAGAUAUGUUUUUGUAAGUGCAUGGACCACAUUAUAAAGCUUUUUACAGGUUUUAUCUGUAUUUAUUUUAACGUUACCAGUAACAGAGAAGCUUACAUGACCAUGAGCCAAAGCUACAGCUUUGCAGCAGUGUAUACAGAAUGAACUGUUCUGUGAGCAUGCGACACACAUACAUGUAUUUAUGUGACCAAGUGGUUGGCAUGCUAUCUAGCACAGCACAAUGACUUAGGAGCCUCUCACCAAAGCGAUCACUGUGAAUUCUAUUCCCUCUUCCUCUCCAGUUGUACAUGAGAAGGUCUGUGAGCAACUAGCAGAUAGUCAGUCGUUUUCCCUGGGCUGUUCCUCACACCCUCGUGACUACGAUGUAAAAAGCAAGCAAAUAUAUAAAUAGAUAAUUUAUGAUGGUAAGCACCAAUCAAAUAAAUAGAUUAUGUAUUUUACAUACAUACUUACAUAUAUGCAAACACCAAUCUAUAAUUCUUCAACCUUUUCACAUCUUUGCGAAAGCAUAUUCUAAAUGUAUUACUCAGUAGGGCCUAUAGACGGAUUAAAUUACACUUAUUGUGAUACCCUGAAAUUGGUCAACCCAACCAAUAUUUUGUCUCUAAAAUUAAAUUAAAAUUGCAAAAAGGUUGAGGAAUUAUGGUAGUACAUGUGGAAAUUUGAAAGGUCGCCCAAUUGAUUAUUAAUUGUAAGGUAAAAGUACCUUAGUGUCUUUUCUUUGAUAAAAACCCUUACUAUUACUGAAAAAUGUUGAAAAUUUGAAAAGGAAAUGCAUGUUAAAAAAAUGUAUACUGAGAUAAAGCAACUUUUCUACUGCUCUUAAGCUCAACUCAAGCAUUGCCUUUACAGGUGUAUUUUCUUGCUAAAACCUGUACUCUCUAACCACAUUGUGAAUCGUUCUUUUGCAUUUUUACUUUCGUCACGGUAUCUUGUGGUAUUCAAUGUAUCAAAUCUGGGAACCCACACCUCAUCAAGUUAGUGAGAGCAAAGGAAGGGUUUUAUUUUGUUACUCAAGUUCUAAGUGACCCAUUGAAUUAUCUGAUUUUGUUACUCAAGUUCUAAGUGAAACAUUGAAUUAUCUGAUCUUGGAUUCGUCUGGCAUUGCAAUUAAGGGCCUGUGUCUGUUUGUAAUAGCUCUUAUAUUACAUGUAUUUUUAACUUUUACAGCAAUAGCUUGGUCAGUAAGAGCAGUCUGACAGGCAGCAUUUUGUUUCAUUUUGUAUAAAUGAAGAAACAAAAAGGUACCAAAAAAAGCACCUUAAUAAGUAUGAGUAUUAAACCUUUAAUCCCAUCUGUUUAAAACCAAUGUACAUGUUAUUAUACAGUUGCAUGCUGUAUUAAGUUUGCAUCAUGAUAUUUACAUUCCUUGUAUGGUUUGAUUGAUGUAUAUCUUGUGCCAAUUAGGGUAAUGCUGCUGUGAUGUGAAGUUUGCGAUCCUUUUGUCAAUACCUCACACUCUAUAUGUUUGUGUGUACAUUUGUGGGACUAUGCAUGCAUGCAAUUUCUAAAGUUCUCUAGAAGAAUUCUAGCAACUUCAACCCACCUGAAUCUUGACUAUUUGUUAGCGUGUAGUAGUCUUUUUGUUUUAUAACUUUUGUCAUUAUAACCAUUUACCAUUACAAUACAUGAACGAUAUUCCACCAAUGCAUUAAGCAGCUUUUAAUGUUCUUGUUGUUGUGUGGUUACACUUCUAGUCUUUGAUGAAGUUUGUUAUUGCUUUAGUCUGUGAUACCACAGUAUUGAUUUCAUUUAUACAUAUACUGCAUUCAUAAAUUUCUCUUUACACUUUUUUUAUUACAGUUAUGUGUUCUAUAUUGUUCUGUUUUAUAUGUUUAUGUAACAGUUUAAGUGUUCUAUGUUUAUGAUCUAAGGUUAUGCUGGCCAUAUGAAACAUACCUAAGUAUUAAAUAAACAGUUGAUGGUGACUUUUAUUUUAAACCAUUCUAGUCAACAAUCACAAUUCAUGUAUUCUGUUUCUGUUGAUUUUAUUGUUGUUAUUAUUAUAAUAAUUUAUCUGUACAUCAAUUACAGGUGAAUAGGAAGGUCAUUUUGUAUAUAACAAAGGAAAAGAGAAAUAUAUGGAUCAAAGCUCACAGACAGCAGGCUUGCUGGGAAUGUUUUUGGC
Liolophura sinensis is the source of this 4227-nucleotide messenger RNA. Its product is annotated as synapsin-like. Lineage: Eukaryota; Metazoa; Mollusca; Polyplacophora; Chitonida; Chitonidae. The transcript is spliced from 12 exons. Gene Ontology annotation, molecular function: ATP binding; metal ion binding. The coding region runs from base 276 to 1679 and encodes 467 amino acids. The record is from RefSeq and is a predicted model, not a curated record. Gene Ontology annotation, cellular component: synaptic vesicle membrane; synaptic vesicle. Gene Ontology annotation, biological process: neurotransmitter secretion.